Molecule: messenger RNA, 4617 nt
Organism: Fusarium fujikuroi IMI 58289
Lineage: Eukaryota; Fungi; Ascomycota; Sordariomycetes; Hypocreales; Nectriaceae
Exons: 2
Coding region: 1-4617 (1538 amino acids)
Biological process (GO): cell adhesion
Cellular component (GO): fungal-type cell wall
Source: RefSeq, a predicted model, not a curated record
AUGUCGCGUCGCCGCAUGGUGGGCUUCUCAGCCCUGGCCUUCUUAGGCUCAGGAUCCGAUGCAACAUUGAUAGGCAAGCGGGCCAUUCAGACACAGCCCAUCGAGAUAAUUGACGGAUCAAAUACCUUGUACGACACUUUGACAAGUACAUUUCUCCUUCAAAGUGAUGAUUCCUACGUUCCCCCUACCCUCUAUGGACAUGGUGAACCAAACACGACAUACAACAUUCCCCUCGCGGACCGUCAGCCAUCAUGUGGGACUGUCAUGGUAGAGAGCCAUGUAACUAUUUUAUCAUCGACUGACCGUAUGAUAUCUGCGCCUGAGACAACCACUCUGCCUACCCAAAAUCCAUGCGACAUAGUAACCGUGAUCGUCAGAAUGCAAGGCUACAGGAAAGGCGAUACAAAGGCACCUGUCUCCCAAGCUCCGGCCUUGACUUCAUCUCCAUCCGAGUCCGAAAGCUCAGCCGUUAAUUCAGAUCCUACAGCAAUUGACCAAGAUACUGAGAGUACUGCUGUUCCUACGAUCCAGACUUCUGCCCAGGAUGGCCCUGCCACUUCUUCAGGUUCUACAGUAGUGGGCCAGGACACUAGUAGCUUUCCUGCACCUAUGAAUAAGAUUCUUGCUCAGGACGGCUCCACCACUGCUUCAGAUCCUACAGUGCCAUGGACUACAAUGACCACUCAAGGAACUGGUACUGCAACUAUGACCAGCACGCAAUCUCCAACUAGACCUGGUGACACAGGAACGGUUUGGGUCAUGGCCCCCAGGUCUCAAAUGACCUCGGAUACCCCGAUUGACUACACCACCAUCACGAGCACUGGUACCGGCACCGAAACUGGUACUUACACCAUCACUGAGUCCCCGUCAGGAUCUGGUCCUGGUACGGUGGUGAUUGUGGUACCGAGCUCGUUAGCUCAAUACGUUACCGUGACAUCCUAUGAUAGCUCGAUCACAGCUGUUGCCACGAGUACAAUAACUCCCAGUGCUCCUGGCGGAACUGGUACUGUUGUUAUCUAUAACCCAUACGAAUGGGAGACCGUCACAUCUUAUGAUCCUACCGCCCCAUCUGACCAUGCAACAACUAUGUGGCCUUCUGCGUCUGGUCAUGUCGGUACAGUAGUCAUGUAUAUGGCAUACAAAUGGGUGACAGUCAGCUCUUAUGACGCAACAAUCUCAGCUGCAUCUACAAAGACUAUAUCACCACCCUCUCCAGACCAAACAGGUACCGUGGUAAUAUACCAGCCAGAUCCAUGGGUUACAGUCACUUCCUAUGGAAGUGUCAUGGCAGCGUCAAUAAAUACUGUGUAUCCAACUGCUCCAGGCGCAACGGGCACCGUUGUUGUAUAUAAGGCCUAUCAAUGGAUGACCGUCACCUCUCACGAUCCAAGAAUCGCAGCCCCGUCCACAACCACUCUACCACCAGAUCCUGGAGCGCAGACAGGCACUGUGAUGGUAUAUGAACCUUACAAAUGGACUACCAUCACGUCUUAUGGACAAUAUACAGCUGACUCUACAUCUACCAUAUCUCCAACUGCCCCAGAUGCAACAGGCACUGUUAUCGUGUACCAGACUUAUCAGUGGACGACCGUCACCUCCUUUGGAGAAUUUACAGCUACAUCGACAUCUACAAUAUCCCCUUCCACCCCAGGUCAAACGGGCACUGUAGUGAUCUUUGAUCCACAGCCAUAUACGACUGUGACUUCAUUUGGCGAUUUUGCAGCUGCAUCGACAUCUACCAUAGCUCCAUCUGCACCAGGUCAAACUGGCACCGUAUUGGUAUUUGAUCCACAGCCAUAUGUAACUGUUACUUCGUACGGAGGCUAUACGACUGAAUCCAGAACUACCAUGACUCCAUCUAUCCCGGGUCAAACUGGCACCGUGGUGGUCUUUGAUCCACAGCCAUACACGACCGUUACUUCAUACGGAGGUGUUACGGCUGAAUCCACAACGACAAUAGCUCCAUCUAUCCCGGGAGAGACAGGCACCGUGAUAGUCUUCAACUCGCAGCCAUAUUCGACCAUCACGUCGUAUGGCGCCGUCUCAAUUGCCACCACGUACACCUCGCCUCCCCCGUCUCCUGGCCAGACAGGUAUCGUUUUGGUUAUUAUGCAACAACCUUAUACGACCGUUACUUCGUAUGGAGGCGUUACAGCUGAAUCAACUACAACAAUCGCUCCAUCUGCUCCUGGGGAAACAGGUACUGUCGUUAUCUUUGAUCCGCAGUUGUACGUGACUACCACGAGAUAUGGAAGUGUCACAGCUGCCUCGACAACAACCCAAAGCGGUGAUGGGUCCAGCCCAACUCUUACCGUGCUGGUAGAUCUCCCCCAGCCUUACACUACAUUCACUAGUUAUGGCGCUUUCACCGCAGCCACCACUAGAACAUACCCGCCCUCUGUUGCAGGGCAGGUCGGAACUGUAGAAGUCGAUCUCCCCCAACCUUAUACAACCGUCACGAGCUACAAAGAUGGUCUGACUACAGCUGAGACUACAACAUACUCACCCGAUGUUCAAGGAAAGUUUGCCACUGUCGAGGUUGAUAUGCCUCAGUCCUACACGACAGUCACAAGCUAUAUUCCAGGCCUCGCAGGCCCGGCAUCUACAACCUUACCGGCGUCUAAUCCAGGUGAUGUGAUGACUGUAGUCGUUGGUCUCCCUCAGCCCUACACAACUAUAACGACCUAUAUCGAUGAUCUCACUGCGCCUGUAACUACGACAAACCAGCCCGCUAAUCCCGGAGAUCCUGUCACGGUUAUUAUUGAGAGCCCAUUGGGACAUACGACGAUUACAACUUAUGUUGAUGGCUUAACUGCUCCUAUCACCACGACCAAUCAACCUGCUAAUCCAGGAGAUCCGGCCACUGUUGUCAUCGAGAGCCCUCUGGCAUAUACAACUAUCACGACGUAUGUUGAUAGUCUGACUGCACCCCAGACUAUGACAAGUCAACCGGCCGGUCCUGGGGAUCCUGCUACGGUUAUUAUUGAGAGCCCGUUGGGACAUACAACUGUGACGACUUAUGUUGACGGCUUAACUGCUCCUGUGACCACAACCAACCAGCCUGCGAAUCCUGGGGAUCCUGCAACUGUUAUCAUUGAGAGCCCUCUGGUAUACACAACUAUCACAACCUAUGUCGAUGGCCUGACUGCUCCUCUGACUACGACCAACCAACCGGCUAAUCCCGGAGAUCCUGCCACUGUUCUUGUGGAGAGUCCGCAGGCAUACACGACUGUCACUAGUUAUGGCUCUUGGACUCAACCUCUUACUACAACAUUGUCACCUACUGGCCCUGGAGGCGUGGCUACUGUUCUUAUCGAGAGUCCUCAGCCAUACACGACUGUAACUAGUUACGGUCCCUACCCAUCAGCUAUGACAACCACUCAUGAACCGGCAUAUCCAGGUGGCGUUGCUAGUGUUGUAGUAGAGGUGCCCCAAAGAUAUACGACUGUGACCAGCUAUGGCCCCUACCCAGCAGCAACAACCACUACCAUGGCUCCUGUAUCUCAGGGCGGUGUAGCGACUGUAGUUGUGGAAUCACCCCAGCCUUAUACGACUGUGACCAACUAUGGCAGCUUUACAGCAGCAUCAACCACCACAAUGUUACCGGCGUACCAAGGCGGUGUAGCUACUGUCGUCGUGGAUUUGCCUCAGUCCUACACAACUACUACAAGCUGGGGUACCUUCACAGCCACUAGUACCACUACCAUAUCCCCAACAUCUCCGGGCGGCGUUGCUACUGUUGUUGUUCAACGACCCCAGUCCUAUACGACCACCACAACCUGGGGCACCUUCACAGCAACUGGAACGACUACCAUAUCCCCAACAUCUCCUGGAGGCGUUGCUACAGUGGUUAUGCAGAAACCCCAGCCAUACACCACAGUAACUAGCUAUACCACUGUUGUCUCAAGCGCCAGCACAUCCACUGGGACUCCCGCUUCCGCCGGGCAGACUGCCACCGUGGUGGUCGUCGCUCCCGCAGUUGGAACCAAGGCUGCAGAUCAAACAUGUAACAACGGUGGUCUGGAAUACGCUAUCUAUACCAACUCGUACUACAACUCUGAUCCGCCUAACUACUCUUCCCUCAACGUAGCGUACUUUGGUACAGCUACACCCACUUACACUGGUAUCACAAGUUCUAUAGGCAUUACAGAACCAGGAGGAGUAAAGGCAGGAAACUCGGGUCCCGCCCAGGUUAUCUAUCCUGGUUCGCCAAGUCAGACAUGGCAGUAUAAGGCUGUUAACCAUCGGGCAUACUUAUAUGCGCCUAUCAAUGGUACUUACUCUGUUGUUGUCCCAUACUCCGACGAGGUUACACUGGUUUGGUUCGGCAAUAAGGCGUUAUCAUCGUGGACACGUGCCAAUGCAGAUCUGGACCAGAACUACUCAUCAGGGCCUUCCAGCUCCAAGACUUUCAAUAUACAGCUGACAGCGGGCACUUAUACGCCAUUCCGGGUUUUCUGGGCUAAUGCUCAAGGAGACUAUUCCAUGAUAGUUACUGUCACAGCUCCGGACGGUACUGUCAUCGUCAAUGGCUCUGGAUCAUCGAGCAAAUACUUUGUUAGAUUUGCUUGUGACUCUAGUACACCUUCUUAUCCUGCAUUUGGAAAGGGCGGUUAA